AAGGCAAAACAGCACUAAGGAACAAUAUUCUUCUUAUAUGUUACUUGAUAGAUAAGCAACAUACAUACCUUGAUUGCGGUACCAUGUUUUGCUCUGCAGAAACAAGUUAGUGCUUAUAAUUUGAACUAAAAAACUGUAUCUCCGCCUUUUUCUUGUUGUUAAUGAUCAGAUAUUUUCAAGUAAAUAUAUCAGUAGCAGGAACUAUCUCAAAAGGCCUUCAAAAAAAUUCAAAUACAACAAGUUUAGUAAUGGCAAGAUCUAAUUCUCAAACCAUCGUAAAUUUGCCGGGAUCUUCCUCUUUGCUUUGAAUAGUUUGAUAAGUACUAUCCGCUGCUGGAGGACGAUUUAAGUCAAAGUUGAAGUACGGUCUGAUGAAUAGAACCAAUACUAUAUCAGUGACUAAAUCUAACCGGCCUUAGAGAACCGGACCCACAUAUGUGGCAAAAUAUGUGGAUGCCUUGCUAAAUUCCUCCUCCUCUCGAGCAUUUGCUGGUUUCUUUCUCGACAAAAGAACUGAAAGUGUUGAAGAAAAAGAAGUUUCAUUUCGAGGCACGUAGUUACCUGCGCGCGAGAAAUGGUUAAAGGGAAGGGUUUCAUGAAUAGACUUUUUGGUAACUACUCUUUUUUAUCAAUCGAUCCACUAGCCUCUUCGCGAACUUGCACAAUUAUGCAACAAAGAUUUACAUUCGCUUUUAGUGUCCGUGUGCACACCCUCGGCUCAACUUUCGCCCCAGGUUUAAUAGACAUUUUUGUCAUCGCUGUCUUUGUUCAAAUGACUGUUACAUGGGAGGACAAGUCAAGAUGGAAAACCACUUUUAUUAGCAUAAAAAAGGAGAAACAAAACAAAAAGAGCAAGCCCCGACAAACAACUUUAUUAGGAGUAUGCAUCUGGAUGGAUCAUACAAUGAAUUAAAAUCAUAAAAGGGACAAUGGUUGGUUGAAGUUUCAAACAUGAUAGACUGAUAGUCAAUCCAAACCAACAAAGUCAUAACACUAUUCUGAAUAGAAAAAUACAAAAAAGUUUCCAUUGAAAUUUCUAUUUAUGUUGUCUAAGAUAAGUUGUUGGUGUCAAGUGUUAAAAAGAUGACAAGUCUAACUACUCCAUCAUGGAAUGGACCCAAGAAAACAUCAAUCAUAUUCAAAUGCACUCACAUUAAAUUUAAAAUUGAAGUUAGUACUGCACAUGGUAUAUGAUUUAGUAAUAGGCUGUGACAAAUGACUUGGGGAACAAGGCUUCACCUGCAUCUGGCACGUGUUCACCUUUGACUAUUUAUAUAGGACACAGAAAAAUCAAAGACUAGAGCACAGAAUACUUAUCUCUCGUGUGUGUGUGACAGUAACAGCUAGUCAUGUACAUGCAUUCAUAAAACAAUACUUGAUUCUGUAUUAUUAUUACUUUAUCAUAAAAUAAUACAAAAAGAGGAGUUGGCGGCUAUAAUCCUCCUUCCUAGUAGCUUCCUUAAUACAUAGAAAGAAUCAUUUAUGAAUUCUAUAUAACAAAGGGUUGACCCCAAAUCAUCCAACAAUAAUGCUACUUCCUCUUCACUUGUCACAUAGCAUCUUUUCCUAGAUUUGUCCACCCUUAUAUUCACUAGAGUCUAUACUAUUUUCACUCUAAUUGAUUCUUCUUCUAUCUAUUCUAGAUAUGAUUAUGGUAUUAUCUUAAACAGAAGCAGCUAUUUAGUUUUCUGAAUCUUGCUUUCUUGCUAGCAUCAAUUAUCGAUAAUAUCUUUUCAUGUUUCUGUUCUUGUUUUGUCUUUGGUUUUGUUGAUUCAUCCAAGUUUUCCUAGUCAUAAACAAUCUUCCAAAAUAUCCUUUACAAAAGUCUAAACUUUUCAGUUUGGUUUUGGUAAUAGUCUUGCUUCAACAUGCUUUCUUCAAACACCUUUUUGCCAGAUUUUUAUGUUCCUGACACGGUAAACCAAGUAACAAAUGGUUUUGAGUUGGAAGGUUCGACAUCUUCACCUUCAUCUUUCACAAGCUCAAAUGAAGAAUCCACAGAAGGGACAAGAUAUUCCAAUAACUUUCUGAGAUACAUAAAUGACAUCCUCAUGGACGAAGAAGAUGAAUUAGAGCGCCAACCCUGCAUGUUGCAGGAAUGUCUAAGACUCCAAGCUGCUGAAAAAUCAUUCUACGAUGUUCUGGGCCAGAGCUAUCCUAAUUCAUCAUGUGAUGAUACCACUGACCCUGAUGGAAGUUUCGGUCCCGCCGCUAGUUUUGACAGCAAUAGCAGCAGCUGCACCACUGAUAACUCGUAUGAAUAUGAUUGGGUCAAUCUUGUUGGAGAAAUCAACUCUUCUUCAUUACCACUACAAACCCCUUUAGUAGAACAAAACUACUAUGAGGUGACAGAACUUGAUCCAGUAGUUAUUGAGUCACAAGCUGCUAAGUAUUUUCACAAUGGAACUAGGAGUUGGAAUGAUAUUCAACCAGUGAUGGUUGCAGAGGUUUCAGCUUCAUUGGUACCAAGACAAAAGAGAAGUCAUAUGACAGAUAAUAAUGGUGAUACUUGUAAUGAAGAAGAGGGAAGAGGUAGCAAGGUUUCGGCUAUCUUCUCUGAUGAAUUAGAGGCACCAGAGAUUUUAGAUGAGGUGCUGCUUUGUCAGAUAGGAAGGACUCAAAACCAACAAGCAUCACAGACUGUUGAUUCAGGAGGAAAGGCUACGUCAACUACUUUGCGUUCAAAGAAAGUAUCUAGAAAUAACAAUGCCGCAGCUGUGGAUUUGUGGACCAUGCUAACUCAAUGUGCACAGGCUGUGGCGAGCUACGAUCAGAAGAAUACAAAUGAGCUACUUAAGCAGAUUAGGCAACAUUCUUCGCCAUUUGGGGAUGGGCUCCAGCGCUUAGCGCAUUACUUUGCUAAUGGUCUUGAGAUCAGAUUGGCUGCUGGGACGCCAUCAUAUAAGGCGCUUGAUGUGGCAACUGCUGGAGAUAUGUUGAAAGCUUACAAACUAUUUGUUACCUCGUCUCCUUUGCAGAGAAUGACAAAUUUGUUAUUAACCAAAACGAUUCUCAGUGUAGUGAAGAACGAGAGCAGCGUUCAUAUUAUCGAUUUUGGAAUUUGCUAUGGUUUCCAGUGGCCAUGCCUUAUCAAAACACUUUCAUCACGACAUGGAGGUCCUCCAAAGCUUCGCAUUACGGGAAUUGAACUUCCUCAGCCAGGAUUUAGGCCUGCAGAGAGGGUGGAGGAAACCGGACGGCGGUUAGAAAACUUCUGCAAGAAGUUCAAUGUCCCGUUUGAAUAUAACUGCAUUGCACAGAAAUGGGAAACUAUACGGCUCGAGGAUCUAAAGAUAGACAGGAAUGAAAUAACUCUUGUUAGCUGUUUGUACAGACUGAAAAACCUUCCUGAUGAAACUGUGGCAGUGAAUUGUCCAAGAGAAGCUGUGUUGAAGUUGAUCAAAAAGAUUAAUCCAAAAAUCUUCUUCCAUGGAGUUGUCAAUGGAAGUUACAGCGCACCGUUUUUCCUGACUCGGUUUAAGGAAGCACUCUACCACUUCUCAUCGUUGUUUGAUAUGUUUGAGGCUAACGUGCCUCGCGAAGACACGCAAAGGUUGACGCUUGAAAAGGGGUUGUUUGGAAGGGACGCUAUAAAUGUAAUAGCUUGUGAGGGUGCAGCGAGAGUUGAAAGGCCUGAGACCUACAAGCAGUGGCAAAUCAGGAACAGGAGAGCAGGGCUCAAGCAAAUCAGGUUGGAUUCUAAGUUAGUGAAUGAAACCAAAGCAAUGUUGAAGAGGGAAUACCAUAAAGAUUUUGUAGUUGAUGAGGAUGGUAAGUGGGUUUUGCAGGGAUGGAAAGGGCGUAUUUUGAAUGCUUUUUCUGCUUGGGUUCCUGCUUAACUUAAUGUCCAAAAGGUGUCUUGUAGUAUCAUAUGUUGAAAAAAAUGUAAUGAACUUCUCGUUUUCUA
This is a messenger RNA of Lathyrus oleraceus (garden pea), 3907 nucleotides long. Its product is annotated as scarecrow-like protein 33. The record is from RefSeq and is a predicted model, not a curated record. NCBI's taxonomy places the organism in Eukaryota, Viridiplantae, Streptophyta, Magnoliopsida, Fabales, Fabaceae. The coding region runs from base 1869 to 3839 and encodes 656 amino acids. The transcript has a single exon.